AUGGAGCUUCAAAGACGAAGCAAUGUCAAACCAUUCAACUUCUCGCCUAGCAAGUUCUGGGAAGGCAAUGAUGGUCUCUGGUCUACUUUUCUUUUACGAGUCGGCACUCCAGCACAAACUUUUAGAGUGCUCAUUUCAACAAUGAAUCAAGAAAUAUGGGUGCCAUUGGUUGGAAGCUGUGAACUCUCAGAACCGAAGAAUUGUGCGGAUCUGCGUGGAAUUCAGCCUUUCCAGAACGCGGCUAGUCCUGGGUUUCAAACGAAUAAGUCCUCCACGUGGAAUUUCAUAAAUUUGUAUGGGCUAGCCUUUGAGGAAGUUUGGCAAGGCUACUCUGAAAACGGGAUGUAUGGUUUUGAUACUGUUGGUCUACAGAUACAGAAUAGUGGUGGAGUAACACGAGAUCAUCAAAUCGUGGCUGGGAUCGUGACCAAAGAUUUUCUGCACGGCAUUUUCUCCCUUGGCCCCAAACCAACAAACUUUUCCGACUUCAACGAUUCCCAACCCAGCUAUCUUUGGAGUCUCAAAAACCAGAGCCUCAUUCCUAGCCUUUCAUACGCAUACUCUGCUGGUGCGUUUUACGCUAACAGAUCUCUCGGAACUUUGACUCUAGGCGGAUAUGAUGCUUCGCAAAUGAAGGAAAAGGAACUGGAUUGGAUGUUCCAUGUUGAUUCGUCUUCGAAUCUAGAAGUAGGAUUACAGGUCAUUGUGGCCAGUGAUACAUUUGAGGGAAAGCAGACUAGCCUGUUGCUAAACGGGAUUACUGCAUACAUUGAUUCCACAUAUCCAAAGAUUUGGUUGCCACUUGAUGCUUGUGAGGCAUUUGAGAAAGCAUUCGGUCUCAAUUACGACCCGACGUCUUUUCGUUACCUUAUAAACACCACAACCCAUGCUCGCCUCCAAAGUUUAAACCCCACCAUAACAUUCAAAAUUGGAAACAGCACAUUUGGCGGGUUAACCCGAAACAUCGUAUUCCCGUAUGCAGCUUUCGACCUCCAAGCUUCAUACCCGAUUUUCGAAAAUGAUACAAGAUACUUCCCUAUAAGAAGAGCAGACAAUAGCAGUCAUUAUACUAUUGGGAGAGUCUUCUUGCAGGAGGCGUAUUUGGUGGUUGUUUAUGGGAGGAGAAGGUUUGCGAUGCAUCAGAGAAGUUUUGGGGGUAAUGACGAGCAGAAUUUGGUGCAGAUUUCGGAUCCAGACUCUAGGUUGUCGAGUUCUCGUUUGGGUUCGGGACCAAUCGCUGGUGUGGUCGUCGGAGUGAUCUUGACAUUUGCUUUGCUUGGCUGGUUAUAUUUGCGACACCGAAAGUGGAGGCAAUUGAAGAAGAUCUUGGGUCGGAAACCUGGCGCAAUUGAGAUUGUUGAUGACGCAGAUGCAGUGGAACAUAAUCAGACAUCCACCAUGGAAUUGCCAAACAAUGCAUAUUUUGAGGCUGGGGGGAGAGUCACUGCUCAUGAAGUUGACGUCCGUCAAUCGAUUCUUGUAGAAAGUGGAGGGAGAGAGAUAGAAGCUGAACUAGCUGUGAUUGGGUACAGGUAA
Glarea lozoyensis ATCC 20868 is the source of this 1536-nucleotide messenger RNA. RefSeq names its product Acid protease. Gene Ontology annotation, molecular function: aspartic-type endopeptidase activity. The coding region runs from base 1 to 1536 and encodes 511 amino acids. Gene Ontology annotation, cellular component: fungal-type vacuole. The record is from RefSeq and is a predicted model, not a curated record. The transcript is spliced from 4 exons. Lineage: Eukaryota; Fungi; Ascomycota; Leotiomycetes; Helotiales; Helotiaceae. Gene Ontology annotation, biological process: proteolysis.